Messenger RNA from Calliphora vicina (urban bluebottle blowfly), 1727 nucleotides. RefSeq names its product cyclin-dependent kinase 8 (gene Cdk8). Gene Ontology annotation, biological process: protein phosphorylation. Gene Ontology annotation, cellular component: nucleus. The transcript has a single exon. The coding region runs from base 82 to 1485 and encodes 467 amino acids. Gene Ontology annotation, molecular function: ATP binding; protein serine/threonine kinase activity. The record is from RefSeq and is a predicted model, not a curated record. Lineage: Eukaryota; Metazoa; Arthropoda; Insecta; Diptera; Calliphoridae.
GUAAACAAACAAAAGUUGAACGUUCGAAAAAAGGUUUUAAUUUUUUAAUUAGAAAAGGUGGUAUAUAAAUUAUUUAAUAAAAUGGAUUACGAUUUUAAAAUGAAAACGCAAAAAGAGCGUACAAAAGUGGAGGAUCUCUUUAACUACGAAGGCUGUAAAGUCGGACGUGGUACGUAUGGCCACGUUUACAAGGCAAAAUGGAAAGAGACCUCAGAUGGCAAGGAAUAUGCUUUAAAGCAGAUAGAUGGUACUGGUUUAUCUAUGUCUGCCUGUCGUGAAAUUGCCUUGCUCAGAGAACUGAAACAUCAAAAUGUUAUCACAUUGAUUAGGGUGUUUUUAUCACACACAGACCGCAAAGUGUUUCUCUUGAUUGAUUAUGCCGAACAUGAUUUGUGGCAUAUUAUUAAAUUUCAUCGUGCUGCUAAGGCAGCUAAAAAACCGGUAGUAGUUCCUAAAGGAAUGGUCAAGAGUUUACUGUAUCAAAUUUUGGAUGGCAUACACUAUUUACACAGUAAUUGGGUACUGCAUCGUGAUUUGAAACCUGCCAAUAUUUUAGUAAUGGGUGAUGGUCCCGAAAGGGGUAGAGUUAAGAUUGCUGAUAUGGGUUUUGCCCGUUUAUUCAAUGCUCCUCUAAAACCUUUGGCCGAUUUGGAUCCUGUGGUAGUAACAUUUUGGUAUCGUGCCCCGGAAUUGCUGUUGGGUGCCCGCCAUUACACCAAAGCUAUUGAUAUAUGGGCCAUUGGCUGCAUAUUUGCCGAGCUGCUGACUUCAGAGCCCAUUUUCCACUGCCGUCAAGAAGAUAUAAAGACUAGUAAUCCCUACCAUCAUGAUCAGUUGGAUCGUAUAUUCAAUGUUAUGGGUUUCCCUCAAGACAAAGAUUGGGAGGACAUAAAGAAAAUGCCUGAACAUCAUACACUUACAAAAGACUUUAAACGUUCCUCGUAUUCCACUUGCUCUUUAGCCAAAUAUAUGGAUCGUCAUAAAAUUAAGCCCGACAGCAAAGCAUUCCACCUAUUGCAAAGACUUCUGCUCAUGGAUCCCAACAAACGUAUUACCUCUGAACAAGCCAUGCAGGAUCCAUACUUCCAAGAAGAUCCUUUGCCCACACAAGAUGUUUUUGCCGGUUGCGCUAUACCAUACCCCAAGCGUGAAUUUCUCACUGAUGAUGAUCAAGAAGAUAAGUCAGAUAAUAAGCGCCAGCAACAACAGCAGCAACAACAGCAACAACAACAGCAGCAGCAGCAACAACAACAGCAGCAACAGCAACAUCAACACGAACCCAAUUCGAAACGUGUACGUCUCUCAGGACCAGUUGGUCCACAACAACCACAACAGGUUCACCAGCAACAGCAAGAUUUUCAUCAUCAACAGCAACAACAAGCGGCUGCAGCAGCCGCUGCUGCUGCUCAGCAACAACAACAACAAGCUGCUGCCCAACAAAUGAUGUUCAACCAACAGCAACAAAAUUUUCAGCAACGUUUUUGAAUUAGGUCUUAAUUUUAUGAAAGCAAAAUAUCUAUUCGAAUUGCAUUUUUUCAUGAAAAUUUCAUGAAUUUUAGUUUAAGGUUGCAAUGAUGUGGGGGUUUAAAUAAAUUGUAUUUUUCUAUUGUAUUAGUUUUAUUAAGUGCUUAAAUGUAGUUGUCUAAUUAAUCAUUUAUGAGAACUUUAAUAUGCAUGUAACAUAUAAACAGCGGUUUUCGAAAUAAAUUAUAUAUUUAAAGUCAUAA